GCGCCGGCAGCUUCUGGCACCCGGCGGGCCCGCCUCCGGGGCGGGACGUGGAGGUUUUAUUGGGCAGCCCCGCCCCGCUGACCCGGCUUCUCCCCCUGGCUCGCUCCUGCCCCGGCGUGCAGGGCCCCGCCGCCGCCAUGUCCGGCUCGUUCGAUCUCUCGGUGCAAGAUCUCAACGACCUGCUCUCGGACGGCAGCGGCUGCUACAGCCUCCCGAGCCAGCCCUGCAACGAGGUCAUCCCGAGGAUCUACGUGGGCAACGCGUCUGUGGCUCAGGACAUCUCCCAGCUGCAGAAAUUGGGCAUCACCCACGUCCUGAAUGCUGCCGAGGGCAGGUCCUUCAUGCACGUCAACACCAAUGCCAACUUUUACAAGGACUCCGGCAUCAUCUACCUGGGCAUCAAGGCUAAUGAUACGCAGGAGUUCAACCUCAGCGCCUACUUCGAAAGGGCCGCAGACUUCAUUGACCAGGCCUUGGCUUACAAUAAUGGCCGGGUGCUUGUCCACUGCCGUGAGGGGUACAGCCGCUCCCCAACGCUAGUCAUCGCCUACCUCAUGAUGCGACAGAAGAUGGACGUCAAAUCUGCUCUCAGCAUCGUGAGGCAGAAUCGUGAGAUCGGCCCUAAUGACGGCUUCCUGGCGCAACUCUGCCAGCUCAAUGACAGACUGGUCAAGGAGGGGAAGGUGAAACUCUAGGGUGCCCACAGCCCCUUCUGCAGAGGUCUGACUGCCAUGCGUAGGAAACACAGUGUACCCUGCUCCCAGUGUCUCGAGGCACUUGCCCAUAUGUCUGUCCCAUUGUGGCCCGGGGCUGCUCCACCCUUAGGGAGCAUAUGAAGAAGCUUGCUAAGGAGGCCAUUCUUGCUCCUUGGCUGUCCUUUCUUGUAGUCUGUGUCCUUUCUCUGAGGUGGGGGCUCAGGGAGGAAGCCUGUGGCAUAGAUACAUCUCAGUGACCCAGGGCAGGAGGCCUGUGAGGGUGUAAGGCCCCAAGACACUCACAGGCGCUUCUCGUGGCCUCCCUCCCCCACCUGGGUUCCCCUGAGUGGUCUAGCAUGGUGACCCUGGUAAAGGAUCCAUGCAAACACAGGCUCUGCUCUCCUCACAUCUGUCAUUCACUGGUCCUCCCAGCCCGUCACACCCUCUUAGGCAGAGGCAUAACCAGUUCUGAAGCAGGGUGGAGAUAGAUUAUUAGUGGCUGAAUUUCCACUAAGAGGCUGCGUUUCCUUAGAAUUAAAGAUAUUAUAUGGGGGCCCUUGGGUAGGCAGAUCUGUUUUUCCCGGAUGGCUCUCCUGAUUCUUUGGGAUGUUUAGAGUGCGCCUCUUUGGGGAUCUUACGUUCCAUAUCUCCUGCUUUGGUGCCUUCUCUGUGGAUGGCUCUGUUCUUGUGCUUGUUAGAAGAGUGAGGCCUUGGGCAGGGUUUUAUUUCUCUUUUUUAGAAUACAGGGUGUUGAGGUCCGGCCUAUUAAAAAACUACCCACCAUUUGGAGAAUUGCAAGGGUUUUAUCCUGAAGUAUAGUGUGGGUGAGCCCAAGUGAUCAUACUAACUGCUUUUCAUCCUGGUUGCUAUUCUAAGACUGGAAGGAGGAAGUUGCCCAAUUACAGCUCAUGCGCAUGGGUGUGAAGUGGUGGUGGUGGGGUGCUGUCCCCUCAGAGACAGAAGGGAAAUGAAGAGUCCCUGUGCUCACCCUGCCCAUUUAUGGAUGGUUCUGAUGGAGUGACUCUCUGGGCAGAAAUGAGCUUUGCUGUGUUAUGCCGGCAGAUCUCUCCUUUAUUGGAGAGAGAACAGACAGAAUGACCUUGUAAAGGACUUUGAAAGGAUGGUUAUGACCUUGUAAAGGACUUUGAAAGGAUGGUUUGGAAACAUGCUGGACCUUAUGUGUGUGCACAUUUGCCAGAGAGUGAACACAGUCUUCUUGGGACUUGUUCUUGUUGCUCUGUGUGUAUCCAGGGUCACACAGAGCAGAGGGGUGGCACUCAGCCACCACCCCAGCACCUAGCGCAUAGGCAUCUUAUAAAAGCCUGUUUUUAGGCAACCUGGAGCUGUUGGACUGCCCAGUGUGUAUAGAGUGCUGUUGUCACGGGGUACCCGGAUCCCAGCAGCCUGUAUGCCUGCUUGUAGGAUGUCUUGCUGGAGUUUGCCAAGAAAUCUUACUUGGCGGGAAAGAAAUAUCAGGGAUUUUUGUUGAAUGUUUCAAAUUCAGCUUUAAUUGGAAACCUCGGCCGUGUUGACGGUGAAGGUGGGGAAUGUGCCUUUUUCAGAACUGCUGAGGAGCGUCUGGCAGGAGCCUGAAGAAGCAGGUGCAUCUUAGGGCCUGACUCCUGGAGUAAAGACCCCCGAUGACAGCAAGGGCAGAACUGUGCAGCCUGGACGGUCAUUGUCCCCUCUCCUGUGUGACCACAGCAGCCCCAGACACAAGGACCCGUCACCUUCUUUCCAGAAUGAAGUGGCCAUAGCCAAACUGAGUACCUCACUCCAGAGUUUUCAGGUGGCUUUCUCGCUUGAUCCAAUUUGCACUUCCUAAUAGCCCUGUAAAGGUGAUAGAACUUAUCUGUGUGUCGUCACGAGAGAAAACAAAACAAACAACUACUACCUGGGAUAGCAGGGCCUGCCAGCGUGUGUCUACAGUCUCCGUUCAUGGGAGGCAGAGGCAGGGGGAUCACUGCAAGGUUAAUGCCAGUAUGGUCUCCAUGUUGAGACUCUAGGCCACAAUAGCAAGAUCCUGUGUUUAAAAACCAAAAAAUUUUGCAUAAUUAAGGGUCACCCAGCACUUUAAAGCUAAGUGGAAGUAGUUUCAGCCCUGCUGCUUGAGGAAGCCGGGCUGUUCUGGGCUCUCAUGUCUCUGAGACCAGCUCCCAGAUGUCCAAGCACCCUGUGCAUGUCUUUGAGCCAUCCCCAGAAGGGGAAGUAAAAAGUGGGUCCCCAGUCAGUUAGGUGACAAGUGUGAGGAAGUCUGGGCUCCCCUCCUCCUGCCUCAUCUGGGUGACAACCCGGCAGGACAGCCACUGCUGUUUACUCCUGGAAGCCUUUGUGGGAAAAUGAGGAAAGGGAGCCCGUGGGAGACUCCUGCCUUUCCUUUGGGGCUCUUUGCUGAAAGUUGAGGGUUUCUUGGUUGGCUUUACCCUGUGUUCAGAGAUUAGCUCCUACUUCUUCAGCUAGAAGAGCUGUGUGUUGUCGAAGAGCCGCUACGCGCAUGCCCCCGAGUGGGCCUGGGUGGUAUUCUAUCCCUGGAGGUGAUGGAAUAAAGAAUUCAGGAUGUCCUUUC
This is a messenger RNA of Onychomys torridus (southern grasshopper mouse), 3261 nucleotides long. RefSeq names its product dual specificity phosphatase 3 (gene Dusp3). The transcript is spliced from 3 exons. NCBI's taxonomy places the organism in Eukaryota, Metazoa, Chordata, Mammalia, Rodentia, Cricetidae. The record is from RefSeq and is a predicted model, not a curated record. Bases 138 to 695 code for a protein of 185 amino acids. Gene Ontology annotation, cellular component: cytoplasm. Gene Ontology annotation, molecular function: MAP kinase phosphatase activity; protein tyrosine/serine/threonine phosphatase activity. Gene Ontology annotation, biological process: protein dephosphorylation; negative regulation of MAPK cascade.